AUGGACGAGCUGAAUGAGCUCAUCUAUGACAGGGUUCACAACAAGAAGUGGUUCACUGCUCGUGGAUUGGACUUACUCUCACAAAGCACUGGUCAAAACGUUGAGUUGAUAGCGAAAUUGAUUUGUGGCUUUCUUUUCCUCCUUCUUAUCGGCAACAAUAACUGGAUAGUGUGUAACACAAUUCUUGUCGUCGUUCCCCUUCUUUUAACCUAUGUUUAUCCCGAUGAAAAGCCUCCAGUAAGCAACAUGCGGGUGUACUGGUAA
Messenger RNA from Haemonchus placei, 264 nucleotides. NCBI's taxonomy places the organism in Eukaryota, Metazoa, Nematoda, Chromadorea, Rhabditida, Trichostrongylidae. The record is from the annotation of a GenBank genome assembly.